AUGGACACCGAAGAUCUGGAAGCAAUUAUCGCUAGUUUUCGCAGCCUUCAUGUCGACGAAGAUGAUGAAGCUCUUAGACAGCGUAUGGAGCAAAGCAUUCAGGAGUACAAUACAAAAGCUCGGGAGAGCAACCUUCGCUUUGUGCGCGAAUGCGUAGAGGCUGUCGCUGCAGCCGGUCUAGAGACAGAACAAGAGAAACUCAACCGAAUGGCCCACGUCUUCUUCGCCAUGAAGGACUGGGGAACCAACAUCGAUUUUGACGCCAAGCCGCAUCUCAAGCCAGAGCAAGCUGGUGACUACGGCUGGCCGCCAGAACGCCUUGAUCAGGUCCUAGACUUGCCGCAAUUGAGCAGAGACAGCCUGAAGCCCGCUUUCAGCAGAGAUUUUUCUGCCAUGCUUGUCCAAGAGAUGACGAAAUUUGUGUUUGGAGAGCAUGCUGAGCCAUCUGUUGUGCCUCGAGAGUUGGUCGCUUUCUUUAGCUGUGUCAGUGGUGUGUACGACCUGGGUUACAACCGACUCGGGCUCUGUCAGUUCGAAGCCCCGGUCAAGGAAGGCGUAUCGCAAGAAGAGAUGCACGAGACCCUUGAGAGGAACAGCAUAUUCCCUGAAGAUAUCGAGGAAGAUAUGCCAUCUGGAUACGGAUUUGAGCAAUUAGACCUGUUAGGAGGCUUCCACUUUGGUUGGAACACUGGGGUUUGGAGAGAUGAGCCAGUUCGACAGUGGAAUAGCUAUUACCUCUUCUGCCGCUCCAAGGAUGACGAGGAUGUCACUGCGAUGUGGGGUAAGGAUGAUGAGGAAGUCAACACGAAAUGGGGUUGGCGUGUCGUUGUGCAUUUGGAAAGCGACCACGGCGAAGGCAUAGUGGCACCACUCAAGAUCUUCGACACGAUUUUCGAUUUCUUGCAAUGGUAUGGAAGCUGGUAUGAUCGGUUGGAUCGUGCUCGGUUCUUGAAGGAAUUGGUUGAGGGGAUCGAAUUCGACUGA
This is a messenger RNA of Aureobasidium melanogenum CBS 110374, 984 nucleotides long. RefSeq lists its product as uncharacterized. The transcript has a single exon. Bases 1 to 984 code for a protein of 327 amino acids. Lineage: Eukaryota; Fungi; Ascomycota; Dothideomycetes; Dothideales; Saccotheciaceae. The record is from RefSeq and is a predicted model, not a curated record.